This is a messenger RNA of Neogale vison (American mink), 814 nucleotides long. RefSeq names its product akirin 1 (gene AKIRIN1). Gene Ontology annotation, molecular function: transcription coregulator activity. The transcript has 5 exons. Lineage: Eukaryota; Metazoa; Chordata; Mammalia; Carnivora; Mustelidae. The record is from RefSeq and is a predicted model, not a curated record. Gene Ontology annotation, biological process: myoblast migration involved in skeletal muscle regeneration; positive regulation of transcription by RNA polymerase II; positive regulation of macrophage chemotaxis. The coding region runs from base 110 to 688 and encodes 192 amino acids. Gene Ontology annotation, cellular component: nucleus; chromatin.
UGCUGGAGGCGCCAUUGGAGCCGGCUUGGCUUGCGAGCUCCGCUGAGGGGCCGGAGGUUGGGCCGUAGUUACCUCCGCGUCCGCUCCUGGUUCCUGGCCCGUCAGCGGCAUGGCGUGCGGGGCGACGUUGAAGCGGCCCAUGGAGUUCGAGGCGGCGCUGCUGAGCCCUGGUUCCCCGAAGCGGCGGCGCUGCGCCCCUCUGCCUGGCCCCACUCCGGGCCUCAGGCCCCCGGACGCUGAGCCGCCGCCGCUUCUCCAGACGCAGACCCCACCGCCGACUCUGCAGCAGCCCGCCCCACCCGGCAGCGAGCGGCGCCUUCCAACACCGGAACAAAUUUUUCAGAACAUAAAACAAGAAUAUAGUCGUUAUCAGAGGUGGAGACAUUUAGAAGUAGUUCUUAACCAGAGUGAAGCUUGUACUUCGGAAAGUCAGCCUCAUUCCUCAGCACUCACGGCACCUAGUUCUCCAGGUUCCUCCUGGAUGAAGAAGGACCAGCCCACCUUUACCCUCCGACAAGUUGGAAUAAUAUGUGAGCGUCUCUUAAAAGACUAUGAAGAUAAAAUUCGGGAGGAGUAUGAGCAAAUCCUCAAUACCAAACUAGCAGAACAAUAUGAAUCUUUUGUGAAAUUCACACAUGAUCAGAUUAUGCGACGAUAUGGGACAAGGCCAACAAGCUAUGUGUCCUGAAGCUUUCUUGCAUAUCUGGUACCAGGUUUGACCUCAAGAGAUGGCUGCUGUACACUUUUUGCAACUGGUUUGAUAUCACAUUUCAGCUCCAACUUUGCAUCCUGAGAACACUUAAACGUUUCUGCA